Messenger RNA from Oryzias melastigma (Indian medaka), 3236 nucleotides. It is a transcript of the gene agps, whose product is annotated as alkylglycerone phosphate synthase. The record is from RefSeq and is a predicted model, not a curated record. The coding region runs from base 59 to 1960 and encodes 633 amino acids. NCBI's taxonomy places the organism in Eukaryota, Metazoa, Chordata, Actinopteri, Beloniformes, Adrianichthyidae. The transcript has 20 exons. Gene Ontology annotation, molecular function: FAD binding; alkylglycerone-phosphate synthase activity. Gene Ontology annotation, biological process: lipid biosynthetic process.
AUUGAGUUGACCUGUGACAGCCGCUCAUGGAUCUUCCUUUCACAAACACGGAAGCAGCAUGGCGUCCAGCAGCUGUGGUGGCGGUUCCGACAGGCAAAUGGCUGCACAGCACAGACUGAGUAUAAUUGCCGGGCAUCUACAGAGACCAAGUGGCAGCAACACAGCCAUCUUAGCCGCGGAGUGCAAAGCCCAGGCGAGCAAGCCAUUUGUCUCCAGUGAAAGGAGGACGGUACCCAGGAGGAGGCAGGAGAUAAUGAAGUGGAAUGGCUGGGGUUACAGUGACUCAAAAUUCGUCUAUAAUAAGAAAGGUCAAGCGGAAUUUACUGGCAGAAGGUACAAACUUAGUGGUAUGAUAAUCCCCGGUCUUAAAGAUUGGAUGGAGAACACUUUUGGGGCCACUCUGCAGCACAAAACUACUGCAACACCUGCACUGAAUAGCAGUGCAGUACCACCUCCCACUUUAAAUGAGGCCUUUAUGGAGGAACUGAAAUCCACAGGUAUUCCCUUCUCUGCCGACGCAGAAGACCGAGUGUUUCGUGCUCACGGCCACUGCUUGCAUGAGAUCUUUGCUUUGAGAGAGGGGAAAAUCGGCCGUGUUCCAGACAUGGUGGUAUGGCCAAACUGUCACAAUGAUGUUGUGAAAAUUGUGGAGUUGGCGUGCAAGCACAAUGUUUGCCUGAUACCAUAUGGAGGAGGGACUAGUGUCUCUAGUGCUCUAGAGUGCCCCCCGGAGGAGAGUCGCUCCAUUGUCUCUUUGGACACCUCCCAGAUGAACCGCAUUCUCUGGAUUGACGAGAAAAACCUAACUGCCCACGUGGAGGCUGGAAUCAUUGGUCAGGAUCUGGAGAACUUGCUUAAUGAGAGCGGCUACUGUACAGGACAUGAGCCAGACUCCAUGGAGUUCAGCUCCCUGGGUGGCUGGGUAGCAACAAGAGCGUCAGGGAUGAAGAAAAACAUCUACGGCAACAUUGAGGACCUGGUCAUCCACAUUAAGAUGGUGACUCCACAAGGUGUGAUUGAAAAGAGCUGUCAGGGGCCUCGCAUGUCCACGGGGCCAGACAUCCACCAUUUCAUCAUGGGCUCAGAAGGAACCUUGGGUGUGAUUACUGAAGUAACUAUGAAGAUACGUCCUGUUCCGGAGUAUCAGAAGUACGGCUCGGUGGUGUUUCCCAACUUUGAGCAGGGAGUUGCGUGUCUUCGAGAGGUUGCCAGACAGAGAUGUGCCCCAGCGUCGAUAAGGCUCAUGGAUAAUGAACAGUUUAAGUUUGGUCAUGCCCUGAAGCCUCAAGUUUCUUCCAUUUUCACUUCAUUUCUAGAUGGAUUGAAAAAGUUUUACAUCACCAAGUUUAAAGGGUUUGACCCUAACCGCUUGUGUGUUGCCACCCUGCUGUUUGAGGGCGACCGUGAGAAGGUCCUGCAGCACGAGAAGCAGGUUUAUGACAUCGCUGCCAAGUUUGGGGGCCUGGCAGCUGGAGAGGACAAUGGGCAGAGGGGCUACAUGUUGACCUUCGUCAUUGCUUAUCUCCGGGACUUGGGAAUGGACUACUAUGUGAUCGGGGAGUCCUUUGAAACCUCGGUGCCUUGGGACAGGGUGUUGGAUAUUUGCAGGAAUGUAAAGGCACGCAUCGUUUAUGAGUGUAAAGACAAAGGAGUUCAGUUUCCGCCUUUAUCCACUUGCAGGGUGACUCAGACGUAUGACGCCGGUGCCUGUGUCUACUUUUACUUCGCCUUCAACUACAGGGGACUCGGUGAUCCGGUUCACGUGUACGAACAAGUGGAGCAUGCAGCUAGAGAGGAGAUCCUUGCCAACGGGGGGAGCCUGUCACAUCACCACGGAGUGGGGAAACUUCGGAAGGAGUGGAUGAGGGAGACCGUCUCCAGCGUCGGCAUGGGGAUGCUCCAGUCCGUCAAGGACUACGUGGACCCAAAAAACAUCUUCGGCAGCCGGAACCUCCUCUAAGCGCUCUUGUUGGACCCCUUUUCUAAAAGCAUCGUGUGCAUUUAAAGUAACGGUUACUAAAUGUGAAUCUAAAAUGGACAGAUGUCUUCAUCGUUGUUCCAUCCAAUAUCAUCUGGUGCCAUUAAAACAUUCACCUUUUUUGUGUGUAAUUUAUAAUGAACUUAUGUGCUGUAACAAUCAGCUUCUUUACCCAUGAUGCAACGUGACGCAUCCAAACCCACAUUUACUUUUUAACUGCCUCCCAGACAUUCUUGCCAACGUUGUAAAAAUAGUUUGUUUUCCCCCCUGCUCCCACCCCCUCACCACGUGAGUGUCUGGCACUUCUUUAGUGGAUAAAUUCCUGAUGAACGCGCUUUCUGAAGCUCCGUGCCUUUCUAAAGCUUUCGUCUGCCUUUCCUUCCAGUGCGCACUCGUGUGCGGUGAGUACCUGUGUGAAGAAAAACAGUCUUGAAAGUUUUUCAUGCCCUCCUACCUUCUGCUGUACUGACCAGUUGCCAUAAGAGACUUGUUUCUGGAGUGUUUGUGCAUCCAAACCCUUCCGCCCGCAGCCUACAGUGUGAUUGCAAAGAGAGAGUGUGCGUCAUUCCGAGUGUUCACAGUUUGUGACGACGUGUAAGGCCUCUGGAUUGCGGUGCUCACGAUGUACCAAAGAAAAUUCAUCGGGUCAUGCAACCAUACUGUAAAUGUUUCAUACUGUAACACGUUCACAGAAAUCUGUUAACCUGCGUUUCAAACUGUUUGAUUUCUCUCUAGCAUAUGCAAAGACUGCAGUCUUCUAAACUCUCAAAUGUAAAUAUGUGUGACUGUUACAUGUGCUAAAUCUUUCUGUUUAGCCCCUAACAUGUUCUUCUUGUUCCUGACGUUUUGUUGUUCAAUUGGAGUCCUCUCCCCGCACCCAAAAACAAGUCAAGCAAAUCCUCAGGGCCUCCAAGAGUCGAGUAGUUUAGCCUUUGUAAAAUGUUGAGGUUUUUUGAAUGGAUUCUCAUUUUGAUACAGGACUUGUUUCGACGGUCAUUGUGACAACGUUUUCUGCUUUAAAUCCUCCUGUUUUCUUCACGUCUUUCCAGGACUGUUUUAUGUCCUUUGUGUCAAAAGUGUCCAUCCAAACGGAAGUUUGUUUUCUGCUUUCUGACAAACAUGAGAGAGCUUUUGAAUGUUCAGAUUGUGCUUUGUUUUUUUUCCUCACCCAAAGUUUUCCACUUUUCUUAACGACAUUGUAACAUCUAAAAACAUUUUUGUCAAUGCUGUUUGUGCAAUAAAUCGAAUUAAAACAUUA